Molecule: messenger RNA, 7830 nt
Organism: Peromyscus californicus insignis
Lineage: Eukaryota; Metazoa; Chordata; Mammalia; Rodentia; Cricetidae
Gene: Crebrf
Product: CREB3 regulatory factor
Exons: 9
Coding region: 669-2588 (639 amino acids)
Biological process (GO): response to unfolded protein; regulation of transcription by RNA polymerase II
Cellular component (GO): nucleus
Molecular function (GO): DNA-binding transcription factor activity, RNA polymerase II-specific; RNA polymerase II transcription regulatory region sequence-specific DNA binding
Source: RefSeq, a predicted model, not a curated record
UCCCCCGUGGUUCAGUUAAACUGUAAAGUGAGCAUUCGGACACCUCGGGCCUCAUCUUAGUUCUGAGCCUACAGGCUGAAUAUGGAAGCCCCUGAAAAGAACAUCAUGCACGAACGCGAGCUUGCAGCUCGCCAUUCCCGGCGGCCCACGCCCACGCUCAGCAGCAGUCUCAGGAGCCCCCGCUCCGCCCUCUCUUCCUGGUUUUCCCCGGCAACCCGCCCCUCUGGCACCACGUGACACGGCGCCGGCCGGACCGAGCCUCUGAUUGGCCGGGUCUCAGGGCGCCUCGCGAUUGGCCCCGGGCGGCGGGCCCCCGCCUCCCUCCUCCUCCUCGCCGCGGCCCACGUGAGGGGGGCGAGUCACGCGAUUUCCGGGAACCCGUCAGGAAGGACAUAAACAAAACAAACCCGAGGCAGCAUGGAGAGGGGCCGCGGCUGCGGUAGCGCGGCCGAACCCAGCGCCUGAGCCACCCUCAGCCUCAGAACUACAAAAUUAUUUUUUUAAAAAAGUGGUGACCCAAGCAGUUGAACUGAAGGCAUUCUGGGAAAACCUGCUGUUUAUUGUGAAAAUCAUCUUUGAUCUUGGAAUUAAAAGUAAAGCUGGAAAGGAAUUUACAAACAAGAAAAAGAAGAAGUUUGGAAUUGAACUCACAAGAUCUGGGCUUGGAAAUGCCUCAGCCCAGCGUAAGCGGAAUGGACCCGCCUUUUGGGGAUGCCUUUCGAAGCCACACCUUUUCAGAACAGACUCUGAUGAGCACAGAUCUCUUAGCCAACAGUUCUGAUCCAGAUUUCAUGUAUGAGCUGGAUAGAGAGAUGAACUAUCAACAGAAUCCUAGAGACAACUUCCUUUCUUUGGAAGACUGCAAAGACAUUGAAAAUCUGGAGUCUUUCACAGAUGUCCUGGAUAAUGAGGAUGCUUUAACCUCAAACUGGGAACAGUGGGAUACAUACUGUGAAGACUUAACUAAGUACACCAAACUAACCAGCUGUGACAUCUGGGGGACAAAAGAAGUGGAUUACCUGGGUCUUGAUGACUUUUCUAGCCCUUACCAAGAUGAAGAGGUCAUAAGUAAAACUCCAACCUUGGCCCAGCUUAAUAGUGAGGACUCUCAGUCUGUUUCUGAUUCCCUUUAUUAUCCUGAUUCACUCUUCAGUGUCAAACAAAAUCCCUUGCCCCCUUCAUUCCCUAGUAAAAAGAUCACAAGUAGAGCAGCUGCCCCUGUGUGUUCUUCAAAGACACUUCAGGCUGAGGUCCCAUCGUCAGACUGUGUCCAAAAAGCAAGUAAACCUACUUCAAGCACACAGAUCAUGGUGAAGACCAACAUGUAUCAUAAUGAAAAGGUGAAUUUUCAUGUUGAAUGUAAAGACUAUGUAAAAAAAGCAAAGGUCAAGAUCAACCCUGUACAACAGGGCCGGCCCUUGCUGAGCCAGGCACAGACAGAUGCAGCCAAGGAGAACACCUGCUACUGUGGAGCUGUGGCUAAGAGACAGGAGAGAAGGGGAAUGGAGCCUCGUCAGGGGCAUGGCACACCUGCUUUGCCUUUCAGAGAAACCCAGGAACUAUUACUUAGUCCUCUGCCCCAGGGUGGUCCUGGGUCAGUUGCCACAACAGAGAGUGGCAACCUUUCUGCCAGCACUUCUGUUUCAGAUUCAUCCCAGAAAAAAGAAGAGCACAAUUAUUCUCUUUUUGUCUCUGACGACAUGAGAGAACACCCGACCAAAUGCAGUCCUGAAGACGAUGAGGAUGAUGAAGAUGAUAUUGAUGAUGAAGACCAUGAUGAAGGGUUUGGCAGUGAGCAUGAGCUUUCUGAAAAUGAUGAGGAGGAAGAAGAAGAAGAGGAUUAUGAGGAUGACAGAGAUGAUGAUAUUAGCGACACAUUCUCUGAACCAGGCUAUGAAAACGACUCUGUAGAGGACUUGAAGGAGAUGGCUUCCGUAUCUUCUCGGAAGAGAGGGAAAAGAAGAUACUUCUGGGAGUACAGUGAACAACUUACACCAUCACAGCAAGAGAGGAUUCUGAGGCCAUCUGAGUGGAACCGAGACACCUUGCCAAGUAAUAUGUACCAGAAAAAUGGCUUACAUCAUGGGAAAUAUGCAGUUAAGAAGUCACGGAGAACUGAUGUGGAAGACCUGACUCCAAACCCUAAAAAACUACUCCAGAUUGGUAAUGAAUUACGAAAGCUGAAUAAAGUGAUUAGUGACCUGACUCCAGUCAGUGAGCUUCCCUUAACAGCCCGGCCAAGGUCAAGGAAAGAAAAAAAUAAGCUGGCUUCCAGAGCUUGCAGGCUAAAGAAGAAAGCCCAGUACGAAGCUAAUAAAGUGAAGUUGUGGGGCCUCAACACUGAAUAUGACAACUUAUUGUUUGUAAUCAACUCCAUCAAACAAGACAUUGUAAACCGAGUUCAGAAUCCAAGAGAAGAGAGAGGACCCAGCAUGGGGCAGAAACUUGAAAUCCUUAUUAAAGACACACUCGGUCUCCCAGUCGCUGGGCAAACCUCAGAAUUUGUUAACCAAGUGUUAGGGAAGACUGCUGAAGGCAACCCCACUGGAGGCCUUGUAGGACUAAGGAUACCAGCAUCAAAAGUGUAAUCAGCCUCAUUGGACCACUGGUCAGAAAUGUCUGUUUUUGUCACGUUAUCCGUUGUAAAUUUUCAUUCUGUUUUGCAUGUCAAUUAGCAUUAUGUAAACAUUUAUAAUUAGGUUACAUUGUUUUAAGAACUUGUAGCAUAAGUGAAGCAUGAUCCAAAAUACUUGAUUAUUGCAUUUUCAGAGCAUAAACCAGUGACCCUGCUGCUGGCAUUGGAAAGGAAGCUCACAUGUUAAGUAAAUGUGAGGUACAGAUUGUAAACAUCUAUUAAAGCAAAACGUUUUGGGAGAAUGAAUAUAUGAGUAUAAUGCUAAGUAUUAAGGCGGGUUUAUGCUCUGAACCACACAGAAAUACCGAGGAAGCAUUUUUUCCAAGUCCAUUUAGAUUGUUUUUAGAAUGACUGCUUUUUUGUUCUAAUUUCUCACAGCCAUUAAUCUCACUUGUACAUGGCGCACCUAGUACUCAUGUGUGUACCAUGUUUAGAUGUUUAUUUUUAGAGCUCAAUAUGAUAUAUAUAAAUACAUAUAUAUAUAAAAAUUGUCUGUGCAAGUAAGAAAAAAGCAUAUUCUUUGUGCCUUGUAUUUUGGGGAAACUCUAAAACUGGUAAUAUUUUGUAUGAUGAAAACCCUAAUGAGGAAAAACAAGAUAUAUAGAUGAGAAAAUUAUGGGGUUUAAAUGUCUUUUUGUUCCAACUCUUUUUCAGAUUUUUUGAAUGUAUAUAGGACUAUGUUGAAAUGUAGAUAUAUGCCACAGAGUCUGUGUAUUGUAUAAAAAACAAAAACAAAAAACAAACAAAAAAAGAUGGCUCUAGAAAACUCCUAUUUCGGUACUUGACCGGAAGAAAAUACUUGCACAUUAUUGCGAUUGUUUUAUUUUUUCUACCAAAGACAAAUGCAACUGGUAUGGCAGACUGCCAGUCUAAGUAAAGUUUUGCACAGCUUACAUGAUACUGUAUGAAUGUAUAAAAAAAAAAAGAGAAAACAUUUAAAAGGUCAGGGUUAGGGAUCUUACUCAACUGUGAAUUUUAUUUCUGUUUGGGUCCAAUUAUCUACAGAAGGAGCAUCCGUACAUACAAAUAUUAUUUUGCUGUUCCUCUAGUUUGCUUCCAUGGUAGAUAAGUUGGUGGCCAUUUAGGUGUCUUUUAUUUCUGCACUUAUUGUAGGAAAUUUUAAUAUAUUUCAUAUUAGUAAACUAUUGAUAAAAUAGUUUUUGACUUUGAAAAUUAAAGUUUAUUUAGCUUAUUGUAGUAUACUUCCACCAAACAACCAAAAUACAGAUUAUUUUUAUUGUAUUAUGUAUAUAUAUAUAAAAAGAAAAAAGCUAAAAAUAUCUAAUACUUUAGUUGCCACUUUUCCAAUUGAUGUAUUAUUGUGCAUGUAAUAUUUUCAAAGAUCAACACAAGCUUAAAACAAAUUUAUAAAUUUUUAUAUUUUUGUACAGGUAUUUUCUUCAGACUUACAUGUGACUUAUCUUCUGUAGUUUCUAGACUUGAGAAACAUGAACACGUUUAGUUUUAGGUGCUCUUCUUUGCUCACAUAAGCGGCUGUAUUAGUCAGUUUUUAACUGUGCUCAAGCUUUACCUCUUGGUGAGAAACUCCUAUGUCAAGGCAGCGCUAUAACCUCCCACAGGUCCUGCCAUCUGUCUUUCUUGAUGGUUUUAUCUCAAAUCUUGUUUGGAACUAUGAAAACUGGUGGCUUAAAAAGUAAAAGCAAGCAUAUCUAGAAGAAAAACCUGAAAUUGCAGACAUAGUUGCUGUUUCUCCAUUACCCAUUGAUAGAACUAAAGUAGUUGUCCUCGGUCCUCACAGUAGUUUCUUUUCCUUUCUCUUCCUCUCCCCAUUUGUAAGCUAUAGCACAUGAAGGUUCAAUUCUAGAACACAGUAACAAUCCAAAAAUGUGUCUUACUUGCCUCUUUGACAUCAUGAAGCAUAAGAAUCCAAGAAUUGUCUUGACAUGUUAGCUGAACUGUGACAAGGCUCCCAUAUGUUUGGUGGAAAUGUACCUGUUAGUGCACUCACCCUAACAGACAAUGAGCUCAUAUCUCAUGCUUAGUAGAUUUCAGGUUUUUACUUUUUAGAUGGAAGAAACAAAGCAUAGGUUCACAAAUGGAAGUAUAUGAAGUCUUGACAGUGUAUAUUUGGUAAAUUGAAAGUGUUCCAGAAUAUGGCAGUUUUGCAGUCAAGUGAACAUCGCUUCAUAGUAGCGAUUCAGUUGCUGAAGUUUAUAAAAUUGCCCCUUUAUAGCUGCCCUGUUAGGAAUUCUGGUUUUUUGAUACCCUUUUAUUGUCUGCAAACCAGAAUUUGAUUUUUUGGUCUUGCAUUUCAAAAGACUUUGAAUCUGUUUAGUAGAUUCCAUACCUGUGCAUUUCAGUGUUUGAUAUGUACUACUUAAGUUAAAUAGUUGAAAGCCUUUAAAUAGUUGAGCUUUUUAAUGUUGACACUUUAUUUUGUACCUAUUUAUAUAUGUAUGUAUAUCUUAGAAAAGCACUUUGUUAUAAAAUUGCAUUUUAUAUGAUUCCUGCCAUUUGCUGCUAAACCUGGGCUGGUCAGAACGCUGCAGCGAUACUUGAUCUAAAUAAAACCUGGCAGUAAAAUGUAGAGUGCAAGUUAAAUCCUCUUGCUGUUUAAGAUGACAUAGGCAAGCUGUGCAGCUUUACAUUUUAACCAGGGGACUCUGUGGCAUUUAAAACCGUCUAGAAAUGGUUGUACUUUUAAUGCCAGUAAUGAUCUGCUUCCUCUAUUGUUGUUAAAAUACCUACACCUAGUGUAUCACAGACAGUUCUCAUGAGUACGUAAAAUCCCCAGCAGUUGUACAUGUUCUGUUUUUUAAAAUCGUGGCAUGUAUUUUUGGGUGGAAAUCAUUAGAGUGAGAGCUGUCUAAAAGUUUUCUGUGUUCAUACAUGGUAUACAGAUAGCUCAUGAAGUCCAGAACCUUCCCGUAAGUGAAGGCAUUGUGAAUUCUCCUCAGAUAAACCCAUUGUUCCAAAAGCAACCAUAAACUGACUCUAGUACUACUACAGUAAAAAAGUAACAACGAACCUUCUGCUUCCUGGUUUCAGAUACACUGGAUUCUUUAGUCUGUGCCCACAUGCGAGCACGCUGCCGGGCUGCUCCUGUUCAGGUCGUGUGUGAGUUUUCUGUCAGUGUGGUUGCCUGCUGUGCUGUACCAUGUGUGGGUUCUUGUCCUUUCCGCGUCUUUCAUGAGAGAUUUGGGUGUGGCUUGAUCUUGUGCCUUACUUGUACACUUAAAUGAAACAUCUUCAUUCCCUCCUGCUUCCCAAACCUUAACUUUGUCCUUCUUGUAAGAGAAUCAGAACUAUUCCAGAAGCAUCAUGAAGGAUUUCAGAUGGGCGUGGUUCCAUAGUUCCCGCUCUUUGUAGUUAUUUUAUACUUGUAUGAGAGACCACUUUUGAAUGAUCUUUGAAUAAUCUUGCUACAUCCCUUCUCUGGCUUUUGUGAAGUUGUCAUGCGUCUCUCUGAUGCUUGACUUCAUUUGCUUCUUAGCAAGAGUCUGCAUUACAGAAAGGUGUGUUCAUUUCAUCUGCUUGAAAGUGACUAUUUUGUUUUCCAGAACUUUUUGGGAGAAGAGUACCCAUUUUGUUUGUUUUUUAAAACAGAUGACAAGUCUCUUUAAAAGAAACAGAAGUACAGUACUUUUGAAAUACAAUGCUAUUGGUAUGAAUUUCUCUUUUAUAUACAAUAUUCAUACAAUUAUCUGAUGUUUGCCUUCAUUAAUAAAGCUGUUAGUUUAUUCACCAAAAUGUCAAGAAUGGAUGUGCUUUUCUUUAUUCCAUACAUUUAAAUAAUACUGUAGCUGCUAAGAUUUAGUUAACUUCCUAAGAAAUUAAUUCAAGUUGCCUUCAGCAAGAAUUAAAAAAACUCAUGUUCCUUUUCUUUAUAUAGUCUUCCUAAAACUCUGUUCAUCUACUUUCUAAUUAAUUAUGUGACAGAAUGUUAGCAUCUCUCCACAUCUUGAAACUUGAAUUUUGAGAAUGCAUUGAAUUUCAGUGUUAAUGGAAAAGGUCUCAACUAUGUUUCUAGUGGAGUCUUUUGUGGAAUACCAUUUCCCAUGGAACUGCGACCACUUGCACAACUUUGCACAGAACUGCAGUCUUGUUCUUCCCUGGAUCGUGACAAAUGAGUCUCACACAGUGCCGUAAUACUUGUGGAUUCUUUCGUGAUCUUUGUCAUCUUAAUAAGGGCAUUAUGAGAAGAUGACUUCAUGGUUUUUGUUUUUGUCUUUUUUAAUAUUUCAAAUACAGUGGGAUGUAACAAUGAAUGUCAGCUGUAGGGAUGGUGGUUUCGUUUUAAGGAAUAAGCAUGUUGGGGGAAUGUGAUGAAAAUGUACUACUGAGAGUUCCACACUUCCAUAGGCAGGUGGGAUUAUGUGUUGAAGCAUAGUCCCCGUGCUUAGUAAACAGAAAUAGAAAUGACACCUAGGAACUGCACUAUGCCAAAUUGCCAUUUUGUUUUCAAGAGACUUUUGGAGGUGGUAACAAGGUAACAGAACCUCAAAGCUACUUCCAGAUAGUAUUUUGGAAUGGAAGAGUCAGUGGCUAGUGAAGAGCACCCAGGUUUGUCUCCGUGUGCCAAGUGGGAACCGGGCUUGCCUCUUCCAUGACAGUGUAAACACCUGCUGAAGUUGACUCAGUUCCGGGUGCCGGGAGUGGGACUGAUUCUGUGUCUUGCCCUUUGCCCUUUGUUUUUCCAGAACUUAAUAACAAAACUGUGUAUGUGUACUGUAUCAGCCUUCCCACCACAUGUUUGAUGACACUGUACUCCAUUGCCUGCUAUUGUCUUCUUGCCCUAGAGUCUGUCCUAUAGCGUAGCAUUUGUGGUUCAGUGACUCCGGAGCUGCCAACACAGAAGGGCAAGAAUACCAAGUGUUUGUGCCUAUGGUUUGGCAGCCUCUUCAAAUAGUUGCGCUUAGGAUCCUGUCUGUGAUAUGAUCAUAAAUACUCCGUAGUUUUGUUUAUUCCCCACCCCCAGCUGGAGCUGUGACACUUUAUUGGAUUCAGUCUUGUCUCUUGUCUAGAAAGAAUUGUAUCUUGUUCACGCAUGAGCUGUUUAAAAAUGAUUCAACGUUGGUUAAUAGUCGUGCAGUUUUCCUUUCAGGAGAAGGCCAUGCACAAGUCGCUUUGUUUUCUGUCACCCUCUAACCUGUCAGCACUUGUAGUCAGACACAGAAUCAUCAGUGUAUGCAGCACCCUUUGUAAUUUAAAAUAAAAAAUAUGAAAAGAAAAGG